Knipowitschia caucasica is the source of this 525-nucleotide messenger RNA. NCBI's taxonomy places the organism in Eukaryota, Metazoa, Chordata, Actinopteri, Gobiiformes, Gobiidae. The record is from the annotation of a GenBank genome assembly.
AUGGCAGGACGGAACGAGGGAGAAAAGAACAAGAGGAUCCAAAGGGUGUCAGACCAGACUAAACGCCAGGGGCCGGACAGGCUAGAGGGCGGGCAGGGGGCAGCUGUAGGCCGGCAAAUGCGGAGGGAGGGACGCUACCGCAGCCACGCGUGCGCGGGGCCUGGUACAGGCAACGAGAUGGCGAAGCAAGCAAUGGACGAGCUAAGAAGCGACCAGGAAACCAGUAGAGAAGGGACCAAGAGCGGCGGGGCACAGCAUAAAGGCGCCCGCGAGCUGAAACGGCCGGCGCGGAGCGGCAUAGUGGGUGGUGCGAACAAAAACAGCGAGGAGGCAGGACGGAGAGCGAAAACGUCAGGAGCAAGACGAGAAGUGGCGAGAACGGAGAAAACGAGUAACGCAGGGCGUCAAUCCGGGGGCAAAGACUCGCCGAAGCGGGAACAAAGACGGACGGGCGUGACAGGAAAGGGAGAGCUCGGCGAGAGGGGGCCGCGUACGAAAAUGAGUAGGACUGAGAGGGAGAGAUGA